AUGGAACGCCAAGGAAAGCGCGGCACUUCCCUGGAGGUUCUAAAGUUGUCGGGCAACCCCAUCUAUGCCUUGACGUGGGCGUGUGACCUCACCGUCCUGGCACUGAAGGAGCUGUUAUCCCCGCACGCGGAGACGCCGGCGCAGUUCCUCGAGCUGAUCCACGAGAAUCAUAUCCUGGGCGACCUCGAGGUCAUCUCCCUGCAUCCCGACAAGCCAACGACGCUCUUCGCUUACCGGAAGGAUCCGCCGCCUCUGCUUGAAUUCCUCAGGAACCUGAUCAAAGGGCGCUUCGUGCGGCGUUUUCGCCACGCGAAUGCUUUCAUGGCCUCAAGGAAGGCGGCGGCGCGGGUGGUCAAGUAUAUCCUUGCUGCAGACUCUGACGGCUCCGUAGUGAACCAGAAGGAGGCAGCUUGGUACGACCCCUUCGACGACUUCGACGAGUACCGGAACUGCACAGCUUUGCACUAUGCGGCAUGCUUCGGAGAGACCCAGAUCUGCAAGGCGCUCUUGGACCAUCCGCGAUUCGAACAAGCGAACUCCCUCGCUGACGUGGCCAUGCCCUUCUCGUACUCCUCGGUGAUGGAUUUUGUGGGGAGCUCAUGCACCGCACUGCACUGUGCUGUGGCAUGGUACCGGCCAGAAGUCUGCUCCCUGCUCCUUCACCACAGCUGCUUCUCAGCCGUCGGCGAACAGAACGCUGGCGGCCAGACCGUGCUUCAUAUGGCGGUGCUGAACGGCGAGACGGACCUGGUGGCUGAGCUUCUGCAGGAUGGGCGCAUCGAUGCGGGAGCAAGGACGUUGGAAGGCCUCACUGCUGUGGAGCUGGCUCUGCUCAUCCGCGUGGAGCUGUCGUGCUAUGGCGGCUGCAGAGGCAAGUACGAUAAGAUCCUGGCCCUCCUGCUGGAGCGCAGUCCGGAUGCGGACAGCGUAAACGUGCUGAGCGUGGCACUGGCCACAUUCGACAAGCCCUUGGAGCAAGUUGCUCUGAGUUGCCUUCGUCGUCGUGGCAAGUUCCUUGCUGGCAUGCAUGUCGGCAACGGCCGACUGGAUGCGUCGCAGUUCUUCCGGAAUGAGCUGGCCCAGAAGGAGGAUCGCUGGCGGAAGAAGUUCGUGCAGAAGCAGAAAGAGUUCAGUCGGAAGCAAAAUGUUGCGGCAAAGCGACUCCGCAACCGCCAGUCUUCUGACGAAGAGCAGCUGACCCGACGGCCAGCGCAUACGAGAGCCAGAGACGCUUGCGCGUUCGGCGCGGACGACUGGCAAAUCUACCGUUGA
Messenger RNA from Symbiodinium natans, 1272 nucleotides. NCBI's taxonomy places the organism in Eukaryota, Dinophyceae, Suessiales, Symbiodiniaceae. The record is from the annotation of a GenBank genome assembly.